Molecule: messenger RNA, 420 nt
Organism: Chrysochloris asiatica (Cape golden mole)
Lineage: Eukaryota; Metazoa; Chordata; Mammalia; Afrosoricida; Chrysochloridae
Gene: MRPL54
Product: mitochondrial ribosomal protein L54
Exons: 3
Coding region: 1-420 (139 amino acids)
Cellular component (GO): mitochondrial large ribosomal subunit
Molecular function (GO): structural constituent of ribosome
Source: RefSeq, a predicted model, not a curated record
AUGGCGUCUAGACGUCUAUUUCGGGCUACCCAGGCCUGGGCGGGUUGGCGAGCCCGGGAGCUCCUGGACCCCGCAGCACUCAGAAAGAUCCUGGUCCGUGAUUAUGCCAAGAAACCAGUCAUGAUGAAGGGAGGCAAAAGCAGCAAAGGCAGUGUGGUCAGUGAGGCUCUCAAGGACCCGGAUGUAUGCACAGACCCUGUUCGCCUCACCACACAUGCAAUGGGUGUUAACAUCUACAAGGAGGGCCAGGAUGUGGUCCUGAAGGCAGAUGCUGAGUACCCCGAAUGGCUGUUCCAGAUGAACGUGGGCCCCCCCAAGAAACUGGAGGAGCUGGACCCUGAGACUCGGGAAUACUGGCGGCUGCUGCGGAAACACAACAUCUGGCGCCACAACCGGCUGAGCAAGAACAGGAAGUUCUAG